Messenger RNA from Moneuplotes crassus, 1212 nucleotides. The record is from the annotation of a GenBank genome assembly. NCBI's taxonomy places the organism in Eukaryota, Ciliophora, Spirotrichea, Euplotida, Euplotidae.
CAUUGAUAAUAAUUUAAUGAAAUAUUUGAUUUUAAUAUUAAUUGUAGUUUUGGUGUCAGGCCAGAAGGAUGAUUAUUGGAAUAUGGAUGUCCAACAAAGAUCUGAGGACCUUGGAUUUGGAUAUGAGGAGUACCAGGUUACCACAGAUGAUGGCUAUAUACUAACUCUUAUGAGAAUUCCAUCAGGACCUCAAAGUCCACAGCAAGAAGGAAAACAACCUAUACUUUUGGCUCACCCCUUGUUCGAAGCUGGUGAAGCUUUUACCAGACUUGGUUCAGUUUAUUCUCCUGCUUUCUAUCUUGCAGAUGAAGGAAAGGAUGUUUGGCUUUUCAAUAUGAGAGGAACAACAUUUAGUCGACAACAUGUAAACCUUGACCCAUCUACAGAUGAUGAAUACUGGGAUUUUUACAUGGACACAAUAAGGUAUGACUAUAUGGCAUGAAUUCAGUUCAUCCUCGAUAACACAGGUUUUUCUUCAAUUCCAGUAUUUGCGAUGUCAUUUGGAGGUGCUACCUUUGCUAUUUCAUUAGCUCUUGAGCCAGAAUUCUUCUCUUCAAGAGUCUCCGUAGCCGUAUUAGCUGCUCCAGCUCUCAACAUGGGACACACUAAUGCCCUCAUCUAUGCUUUGUUAGGAAAUUUCCCUAAUAUUCUUGAAACAUUAAGAAGUGGAGGAAUGAAUGUUUUCAGAGAUGACAACCAAAUGAUGAGAAAUCUCCUUUACACAGCCGCUCGUCUCUUUGGCCCGAUAGUUCAAGGAAUCGGAGGAACUGUAUUGGGAGAAGGCGAUCCAUUUGCCUUAGACCCUGAAGGAAUGAGCAUCCUUCUGGCUCGAUCCCAAUAUGGUGUUGGAAUGAGAGCUUUGCAACACUUAUUUCAAAGUGUCAGGUUAAAUGAUCUAACUUACUUCGAUUAUGGACCUCGAGGAAACUUUGAUGUUUAUGGAACAGAGACUCCUCCUGAAAUCCCGUUGGAAGAUAUUAAUGUCCCUGUUGCUCUAAUGUUUGGCGAAUUUGAUAACGUCGUUCCUGAGGAGGAUCAACAAUGGAUUAGAGAAAGAAUGGGUGACAAUAUUAUAUUCGAUCAAGUUUAUGAAGGAUUUUCUCACUUGUCAUUCUUAAUUGGAGAUAACAUCGAAGUCUAUUUGGAAGAUUUAACUGAUAUCACUGAAGAAUACCCGGCAGUCAUUGGGGAUGAAAAUUAAUUAAUGUCCCA